Molecule: messenger RNA, 1095 nt
Organism: Microthlaspi erraticum
Lineage: Eukaryota; Viridiplantae; Streptophyta; Magnoliopsida; Brassicales; Brassicaceae
Source: the annotation of a GenBank genome assembly
AUGAAGCAAAACCUAGUUUUCGCUGCAAGAUUAUCUCCGAUAAUCCUCCGUCCAAACAUGAAGAUCAUGAAAAAGAAACUGCCUUUGAAGAAGAUUAGUAGUAUCAUAGAGAUAACCGAAGCAUCCUUCGAAGCCUCUAAACCGAAAUCUUCACUAACCCACGACGGAGGAGGAGUUAUAGGCCUUGCUAUGAGUAGUAGUCUCAUAGAGAUAACCCAAGCAUCCUUCGAAGCUAAGAAAUCCUCAGCCGUAACCCACGACGGAGGAGGAGGACUAAGCAAUUCAUCGUCUUGGGUCAAAUCUCGGUUGCUUGGGAGAGGCGCUUACGGUUCGGUUUACCUAGCCAAGAGUAAAACCGAUGAAACAGAGAGAGCCAUCAAAACCGCAGAGCUUUCACGCGCUACAAGCCUCAUGGACGAAGCGAGGAUCUUAAUCCGUCUGAAUUCUCCAUACGUCGUCCGUUGCUACGACGCAGAGAUCGUUCGGGAAGAGAAUCAAUACAACUUGGUUCUCGAGUAUUGCUCAGGGAAAACGAUCGCCGACUUGAUCGAGGACAAUCACGGAGAGUUGCUUGAGUCUGAAGUUAAGCUCUUCGCUAGAGACAUCUUAUCUGGUCUCAAUUACAUACACGAUCGUGGCAUAGUUCACUGCGAUAUCAAGCCGGAUAAUCUCUUGCUCUGCCCUAUCAGUCUCCGGUUUAGAGCUAACGGUUAUUUGGCCAAGAUCGGAGAUUUCGGAUUAGCUAUGGAGAAAGGGUCGAUGGAGUACGGUGACGGUUAUGGCCACAAGAGAGGCACGACGAGAUACAUGUCUCCGGAGCUGAUGAGCCAUGGGAUGGUUGACUUUGGAGCGGAUGUGUGGGCUUUUGGAUGUUCUGUUCUGGAGAUGUUAAGCGGAGAAAUAGUUUGGGGAGAACAUGGCGAUCUCUGCUUUGAUGAUUGGGCCAAUAUCAUUGGUCACAGCGAUCUCAUGCCUCGUCAACCAGUUUGGUUGUCUACUCAAGCUAAAGACUUUUUGAGCAAGUGCUUGGAGAGAGAUGUUUACAAGAGGUGGUCUGCUCAUUCACUCGCCAACCAUCCGUUUGCUGCGCUUUGA